Messenger RNA from Lagopus muta (rock ptarmigan), 1578 nucleotides. RefSeq names its product T-cell surface glycoprotein CD1b-3-like. Bases 48 to 1094 code for a protein of 348 amino acids. Gene Ontology annotation, molecular function: lipopeptide binding; exogenous lipid antigen binding; endogenous lipid antigen binding. Gene Ontology annotation, biological process: antigen processing and presentation, endogenous lipid antigen via MHC class Ib; immune response; antigen processing and presentation, exogenous lipid antigen via MHC class Ib. NCBI's taxonomy places the organism in Eukaryota, Metazoa, Chordata, Aves, Galliformes, Phasianidae. The record is from RefSeq and is a predicted model, not a curated record. Gene Ontology annotation, cellular component: external side of plasma membrane. The transcript is spliced from 6 exons.
CUUCCUCUUCCCACCAUCCCUGCUGCACUGCCUUCGCUGCAGGCACGAUGUGGCCUCACUACCUCUUCCUCUUCCUUCUCCUCCACGAGACAUGGGCAGAAGCAGAAACCUCAUGCCCUCCCCCUGAAGAAUUACAGUUUUUCCAGCUCUUCUACACGUUGCUCUUGGAUAACAUCAGCUCCACAGAACUGACUGGGACGGCUCUGCUGGCAGAUGUGCCCAUAGGGGUGCUGGAUCCGCACACCUGGAACUUAAACAUCUGCCGGCCAUGGGUCCACGAGGCCACGGCUAAGAGUGAAGUGAAGAAGAUUCUGUCCUUCUCCAUGGUCGGCAUACGCAAUACGAUUCGGUUCAUGCAUGAGAUGGCUACAAAGGCAGGGUUGGACUACCCACUGGUUUUCCAGAUCCACACAGGCUGCAAGCUUUACACCAACGGAACAAGAUGGAGCUUUGUCAACAUUGGGGAAGGUGGCAGAGACCUGGUGACAUACGACCUGAGUGAGGAGCGCUGGGUUCCCCGGAGGUCCACCCUGCUGGCUGAGCUGAUGAGCAACACUCUCACUGACCUCCGCGCCGUGUCGGGGCUCCUGGAGCACAUCUUCUCCACCUCCUUGCCAGACUACAUCCUCAUGCUGCACAAGGAAGGGAGGACAGAUCUGGAGAGACGAGUGCCACCCAUCGCUGUGGUCUUCGCCCGCACGGCCGGCCCAGCGCAGCUCCUGCUGGUUUGCCGUGUCACCAGCUUCUACCCACGGCCCAUCACCGUCACCUGGCUGCGGGACGGCAGAAAGGUGCCCCCGAGCCCGGCGCUGAGCACCAGCGCUGUGUUACCCAACGCCGACCUCACCUACCAGCUCCGCAGCACCCUGCUGGUGUCCCCCCGGGACGGGCACAGCUACACCUGCCGCGUGCAGCACUGCAGCCUGGGUGACCGCAGCCUCCUCGUCCUCUGGGAAAACCCCAGUGCAUCUUCCACCAUCGUCGUCACCAUCACCAUCCUUUUCCUCACUGCCAUCAUCAUUGGGGCAGUUUGGUGGUGGAGGCAUAGGAAACACGCUGGGUCUGGAAGGGAUUCCCGGGCACUCCUCAUCUGAUGCCCACCCUGCACUGAGACCCUCACUCCCUGCUCCAUUUCCAAGCCAGCUGCACCGAUGGUGGUGACAAAGCAGUGCCGCACCAGCAGGGGACAGAGCAGACCACAGAAGAGCAUUCAUUGCCUUAUGACAAAGUGUCCCUCUUCUCUUCCCCUAACCCUGUACUGUGUAUCCAGCCUUGACCCAGUGUCUCUUCCUCAUCCCAGUGCUCCCGCCUCAUCCCUUCUCCUAUACCCACUGUAUGUCCCCCCUCACAGCCCCAGUCCUGUCCCUGCACCCCUUCUUCAGCCCAUGUCCUUUCACAUCCCAAACUGUCCCUUUUCUGCGCCACCUGUCCUUCCCAUCCCACGCCCCAUUCUGUCCCUGUCUCUCUUCCCAGUCCCCACAUCCAUCUGCUGUCCCCUGUGUCCCCUAUCCUGUGGCUCUGGGUGAGGUUGCCUUGUUGGCCCUCAGCAAAAUGGGAAAGAAUGAGGCAAAACUGUGA